Molecule: messenger RNA, 13874 nt
Organism: Dermochelys coriacea (leatherback sea turtle)
Lineage: Eukaryota; Metazoa; Chordata; Testudines; Dermochelyidae
Gene: PALS2
Product: protein associated with LIN7 2, MAGUK family member
Exons: 13
Coding region: 705-2327 (540 amino acids)
Cellular component (GO): plasma membrane; cell-cell junction
Molecular function (GO): protein binding
Source: RefSeq, a predicted model, not a curated record
ACAAGUACUCCUUUUCUCUUUGCGGAUACAGACUAACACAGCUGCUACUCUGAAACCUGUUAGUAUUGGCUCUGGAUUUCUGUGGCUCUAUUGUAGAGGAGACUCUCCAACUUUUGUAACAUUUUAUUUUAAAAUAACACUCCACCAAUAUCUUAUUGAAUGUAUUGAGCCUUCAAUGCCUUUGAAUUCAAUGUGCUUCCAUAUGCAGAUUAUACAGAUCACUGCUGUUUCAGUUUAUCUUGUCAAGAAAAAUGUAACAUAAAGGUUAUUGCCAAUUAGACCAUUGCAGCUCCUUCAGAGCUGUAUUUGUUCUGUUGCUAUACUUGUGGACUAACUGUGCAUACCAAAAAUUUCUGAAAUGAUUGAAAAGCUGUUGUAGCAUAUGUGCAGUAGAUCAUUUUCUAAAGAAAAUUACAACUUUUUUUUGCAAACAGCAGAAGCAAUUAAUUUAAAUAAUGGACUAAUCGCCUGAACCUUUCAAUAAAAAAAAUGUAAAUUACCAAAGUGUGCAAGCUUCAAACUGUUGGUGAAGAUGUGGAAAGGAUAAACCUUUUAAACAAAGAUGACCCCAAGAAAUUUUGGAUUUAAAAAAUUGCCCUAGGACUAACUCACUAUCUAGUAGUUUGGAGCAGAACUUGGUGACAUCAAAAGAAAAAUUCAUUGGAAUUAAGUCAACACUUGAUGUAUAAAACUACCAAGCAGCAAUGCAGCAAGUUUUGGAUAAUCUUACUGAUCUGCCCACAUCAACAGGAGCUGAAGAAAUAGACCUUAUUUUCCUCAAAGGAAUUAUGGAGAACCCUAUUGUAAGAUCACUUGCUAAGGCUCAUGAGCGAUUGGAAGAUUCUAAACUUGAGGCUGUCGGUGACAACAACCUGGAGCUAGUGAAUGAAAUUCUUGAAGACAUCAGUCCUUUAAUAAACAAAGAUGAAAGUAUUGCAGAAUUAGUUGGUAUACUCAAGGAACCUCAUUUUCAGUCACUCUUGGAAGCCCAUGAUAUUGUGGCAUCAAAGUGUUAUGAUUCCCCUCCUUCUAGCCCAGAAAUUAAUAAUUCUUCAGUGAACAACCAGGUAGUACCAGUAGAUGCCAUUCGUAUACUUGGUAUUCACAAAAGAGCAGGGGAGCCACUGGGUGUUACAUUUAGGGUUGAGAAUAAUGAUCUAGUAAUAGCACGAAUCUUGCAUGGUGGAAUGAUAGAUCGACAAGGUCUUCUGCAUGUGGGUGACAUCAUUAAAGAGGUGAAUGGCCAUGAAGUUGGAAACAAUCCAAAAGAACUACAAGAACUACUGAAAAAUAUUAGUGGCAGUGUUACUCUGAAAAUUCUUCCCAGCUAUAGAGACACUGUUAUUCCUCAACAGGUAUUUGUGAAGUGUCACUUUGAUUAUAAUCCAUACAAUGACAACCUGAUCCCAUGCAAAGAAGCAGGUUUGAAAUUUUCUAAAGGAGAAAUUCUUCAGAUUGUAAACCGGGAAGACUCAAAUUGGUGGCAGGCUAGCCAUGUCAAAGAAGGAGGAAGUGCCGGCCUUAUUCCUAGCCAGUUCCUGGAAGAGAAGCGGAAGGCAUUUGUUAGGAGGGACUGGGAUAAUUCGGGGCCCUUUUGUGGAACAAUAAGUAGCAAAAAAAAGAAAAAGAUGAUGUACCUCACAACCAGAAAUGCAGAAUUUGAUCGUCAUGAAAUCCAGAUAUAUGAGGAAGUAGCCAAAAUGCCUCCUUUUCAGAGGAAGACAUUGGUCUUAAUAGGGGCCCAGGGAGUGGGUCGAAGAAGCUUGAAAAACCGAUUUAUAGUAUUGAAUCCCGUUAGGUUUGGAACUACAGUGCCAUUUACUUCACGAAAGCCAAGGGAUGAUGAAAAAGAUGGGCAAGCAUACAGAUUUGUGUCACGCGCUGAAAUGGAGGCAGAUAUUAAAGCUGGCAGAUAUUUAGAACAUGGAGAGUAUGAAGGAAACCUUUAUGGCACCAAAAUAGAUUCCAUCCUUGAAGUGGUUCAGACUGGAAGGACAUGCAUUUUGGAUGUGAACCCGCAGGCCUUGAAAGUAUUGAGGACUUCAGAGUUUAUGCCCUAUGUAGUGUUUAUUGCUGCUCCAGAGUUGGAGACUCUGCGUGCUAUGCACAAGGCUGUGGUGGAUGCUGGAAUUACAACCAAACUUCUAACAGACACUGAUUUGAAAAAAACAGUUGAUGAAAGUGCACGGAUUCAAAGAGCAUACAACCACUAUUUUGAUCUCAUCAUUGUAAAUGACAAUCUAGACAAAGCCUUUGAGAAGCUACAGACUGCUAUAGAGAAAUUGAGGUUGGAGCCACAAUGGGUCCCAAUUAGUUGGGUAUACUGACAGAUUUCUGAAGGUGGGUUUAGCUAACAAAUGAAAUUAGCUGCAACAAAUGUUCUCAGAAGACAUUCUGUAGAGAUGGAAGAUACCUGCAGCACCCUUGCAUUUUUACUCUGUGUAAUUCAGAUGAUAGUACACUAUUCUGAGUUUUUAUAUAACAUAUUGAAGGAAAAGUGUACUUAGAUAUGUAAUUUAUUUUAAUUUUUCUAACUUUUUACAGAUAACCUUUCUAUUCAUGUCACAUGAAGGAAAUGCGUUGAAGCAUUUUUAUGUGUUUUAAUUUAGUACCUUUGCCUUUUUCAUCUAAAAUUUUCAAGUCAUUCACUUUAACAUUUACAUUUUGGUCUUACAUUUUCACUGUGAUAAGGGAGGAUACUUGAAACAAUUUUUGUAAAACUCUUGUUCAAGUUAGUGUUCAUCUGGUCAAACGUCAGUUGUAAGAGAAAACACUAAUUCUUUUCCUAAUAUGCACCUUUACAUAAAUUUUUUUUAUGGGAGCAGAAUUUUAAAUAUUAAAGCAGCAACCAUCGCUGCUUUGUGACAUUGCUCUGACAUCUUUCUGCUCAAUGUUUAUACACUUUUGCAGUUUCAUGGUUUCUUGUUGUCUCUUUUGAUUUAGACAUAUGUACUGUAGACUUCCCCUAUGUGUACCUUUAAAAAACAAUGUAAAACAAUACCUUGCACUCUACUUAUUAGGCUAUUCUUGGGAGCCAGCCUUUUAGCCCAUUACAGUUGAGGUACUGAUGUCAGAAAGGUUGUAUGUAAUGUAAAUCAUUGUAGUUAGGAUCAUGGUAAAGUAGCCUGAGAAGAGAGCCUUAUAUUGCAGAGCCUUACAGUGAGGCUUAGUGUGUAGGACUAUUUAUUCACACUUGUGAAAACACAUUGCUAAAGAAACCUGCUUUUUUAUUGAGACAUUGUUCGGUAUAUGUAUAUUGAUCUGUGAAUUGAGUUCCUGUGAUAUUUAGCUGGCUCUUAUUUUACAUUUUGGAAUAUUGUGAGUGAUUUAGCUGUUGUGUUUUAUGAAAUGUGAUGUAAUGAGAUUUUUGUGCUAUUUGUUGUAUUGUUCAAACUGCAUUCUUCAUUGAAUAGCUUGUGAAAUUAGAAAGUUAUUGUCAGAUGCUAAAAAUCAAUGUUUAUAUUUUGUUUUAAAACAUGAUUUUUUUUUUUUGUUUCGUGAUGAAAUAAUUCUCCAUUCAGUAGACUCACUGGCAUAAUUCCUAUUAUCUCCAAGUUCAUAUUGAUUCAUAUUUUCGAGACUUUUACUAAUAUAAAUUCUCCUUAACAAAGUAUAAAAUGAAAAUACAAAUUGUCAGUAAGACAAAACUAUUCUUGUGACCAUAUUUUAUAUUGUACUAGCUAUUGUAUAGUCACAUUUCUUCAUCAGUUACCAGGUUUGAGCCUAAAUUACAGUCAUCUAUCCACUUAAUUUAUUUUCUGUCUGAUGAUGGGCACCUGUCUUAAGUUUUUUUCCAUGCCAAAGCAUAUUACACAGAAUGCCAACAAAAAGAGGACUUCUGCUGAAUUCUCUUUCUGAUGAAAAACCCAAACGAAUAGAUACACUGUAAAAACAAUAGUGUGCCCUUGGUCUUUUAAAGAUUUUUGAUUAUGUACACAAGAAAACAGGGUUCAGGUAGCUUUAUGUAGUUACUUUAUACAAAGAAACCGUGAGUCUCAAAGUUAUAUUAUAGAAGAUUUAAAAACCUCCAAGAUAUUUUUUAAAGAUUCCAGUAUAUUUUGUAAAUGUUAUACAAAAAUCUAGCCUUGGUCUUCUCUGUGGCUCUUGGUAUUGAGAUUUCAGUUUUUUAAAGCGAGUCUGAAACUUUUUAAGGAAAACUUGUAUCACUACUUUGUUUUUAUUCUGUUUAAUUCUGCAAAAUAUAUAUGGGUUUUGUUCCUUUUUAAAAGUUUAGUAGAUUUCAUACGUGGUGCCAGCAUGACACUUAGCUAUUUGGUACUCUUAGGAGACUAGGUUCUAUGAAGAAUAGAUCUAUUGUUGCCAACAAAUAGCAGAGCCUUUGCUUGAAUAUUUUAAAAGAUUAAAUCUUGGUACUAAAGGACUUUAUAGUUAUGAUGGAUCUAUCAGUGUCCUUGUUGUACACUAUGUAAUAGGAGAUAAAUGUGUUCUGUAUGUGGGAAGUAUUAUCUAGACAGAUACUACGCCUUUCAUUAUGAGUUAGAAAUGACUAACUACUGAACUGUGAUGCCAGAAGUCGGUUGAGCUAGCUCCUCCCCAACGAGUGAAAUUAGAAGAUUUUACUUUCCACACUGUAAUGCAGUAUAUUACAAAUUUCACUAACUCUGCAGCUUUGUCAGAGCAUAUUUCACCAAAUAGAAAUGUAUGCGCCCAGGUCUACUCAGAAAACUACUGUACUACUACCAGUACCAUCAUAGAAAUAGGACGGUCAAAAGGGACACUGUGGUGAUGUUUUGUGCUAGGGCGUAGGCCCUCCUGUGUUCAGUAGAGUGCAAAAUGUGAAAUUGAUCGCGCUUGAGCCUAUCAUAAGUGCUAUCAGGCCUGCUGUAUUCUUUUAGGUAUUGUCUUUAAUGUAGAAGCAGCUGGGGAGUGUGAUUCUAGGGCUCCCUCACAGGAAGGAUUGUCUGACAGGAUGUAUAUAAGAACCUGGUGUAUCAAAACCUUUAUGGGGGUUAUCUGGAUCUCUAGGCUUAAGGUGGUAAGCAAAAUAAACUCUUUACCAGACUUUACCAAAUCUUUCAAAUUUAGCAAAGUAUAUUUUCCUCAUUGAGGACCAGGUUAGCUGUAUAAACACACCUGCUUUGGAUUUAAAACAACUGUUCAGAAAACGUUGGAACUUUUCUUUAAACUAUAAAAAAAAAAAUAGGUUUUCAGUUCAUAUGGUUACUCAAAAAUGGCUGAAUUUUUGUUUACUCUUUAAAAAAAAAAUCUUCUAGUCUGACAGCAAUGAGAAUUUUGAGUUCAAACUAACCUUUUUAGAGAGGUUGUUAAGCCAUUCGCCAGAGGGUUAGAGAAUGAAGAUGCUAUUUCCACCGUAACUAUGAUGAUGGCUUCAUGUCAUAAUACAUAUUGAUAGGAACGGUGGUUGAUAGGCUAGAACAGUGGUUCUCAACCUUUCCAGACUAUUGUACCCCUUUCAGGAGUCUAAUUCAUCUUGUAUAUCUCAAAUUUCACCUCACUUAAAAACUGCUUGCUUACAAAAUCAGACAUAAAACAAAAGUGUUACAGCACACUAAUACUGAAGAAUUGCUUACUUUCUCAUUUUUACCAUGUAAUUAUAAAAUAAAUGGAUUGGAAUGUAAAUAUUGAUUGUACUUACAUUUCAGUGUGAUACUUGAGCCUUGUCAUUCUGAGAGGCAGUGAAGCGACAGCAACAAUCAAGUUUUUCUCCACAUAGUCUAUUCCUACUCUUUGUCUUGAUGGCAGUCAUAACAGAAAAUGAGACUUCACAAAGAUAUGUUGACCCAAAAGGUAACCAAACAUGCAAAGCAUGGUUCCCAUGGUCACUGUACUCUUUCUGUACUAAACACCAGAACUGGGUUAGUGUGGAGUCUUUAAACUUCAUUUGCAGACCUUGGUCUUAGGAUGUCUCAAGAAGAUUUUCUUGCUGACUGGCUGAGAGGUUACUGCGACUAACAUCUGACAAAAUGAAUGGGUUUCUUACCCAGUCGAGUUGAGCUAAGUUGUGUUGAAUGUUGGGGCAGUAUUGUUACCCUAAAAUUUUAGACGUCAAUUAUGUUACCUACAAUAGCACUUUUAAUUUCUUAAAAGGGUAACCAGGUUUGUGGUCUGCCCUAAAGGAAUUGCCAGAGUGUUACCAGGGGGCUUGUCUCUGACCCACAGAGGGCUCCCCAGAGCAAGCUAGUCUUGCUAACUCCUAAAAGGACACGGAUACAGCCUUCCGCUCAAGGAUAGACAUACCAGCAGUAAUUCUUCGAAAACAAAAUAAUUGUUUUUUUUAAAAGAUAAGUGGUUACAAUGUAUUUAAUGAAGCAAGAAAGAAUAAUAGAAUUUAGUAAAAAUGCAGUAAAAUUACAUUUAAAACAUCAUAAUUAAAGCGGCACAAUGAAGUAAGACAGGCUGCUUACAAUAUGUCAUGCACAGAAUACAGCAGCUUCAGUGUAACAUGUAUAUAAAGAUCGCACAUACACAAAGGUUUUUAGUCUGUUACAAUCUAAUCCUGUACUUAAUGUAAGAGAUGCAGUCUCUAUAUACACACAUGAGAAAUCAUUGUCACAUAACAUUUAACAUAAAACCUUUACUUAACACUUAAUAUUUAACAUCCUAUAAGCGCUGGCCAAGCGGUUACAAGAGCAAAAGGGAAGAUCUUACUCAAGACACAGGCAUCCAGCUUUAUUUACAGACAAACCCAAGCACUCUUAAAUAUUAGAUAGAAAAGAUCAGACUUGCACAUCUUGUUCAAAAUUUCCCUCUGAUUCAUCUAUUGGUCCUUCUGAUUUGUCUGAAUUUAGAGAUCACAGUUUUCACAGCUUGCAGUUUCACUGCUCAGUUGGGCCAUAGAUGCAGUGGUGGCUGCUGCUCAUUCGUUGCUGCUGGUAAGACAGUUGCUGGCUGAUAGAAGCUUGUUGCUACGGCAACCUUGGAAUUCUGCUGCUGCUGCUGCUUUUCCAGGUAGCUGCUUUCCAGGAUGUUCCAUUCUUCUUUUCAAGCAGCUUCUGUACUUGAGUUUCAGCCUGCUGGCUGAACCCACUACAAACUCAACCUGCUGGCUAUCAGCCUUGUAUACUGUUUGCUCUCUCAAUGUCAGCUCCUCUCAGCCAAUCAGCUGCUAGCUUUUCAGCUCCUCCCUAUGACAUCAUACCUAUUUUUAGGUAGGAAAGCUCCUCCCCUGACGCCAUCUUGGAUUCUAGACCUUUGUACGCUCCUCCCUCUGAUGCCAUCUUGUUUGCUAAACUUUCCACAACCUAAUUUUGAACUACGUAAUCCCUGUCUCUCCCAUUUUGAUUUUCCUGGCCAUGUUGGAUUUUCUAAAUUUAAACUGUCAUUAAUUUCUACUUACUUAGAGCCUUAAUCUUAAAACUAAUUACUAUUUUAUACAAACCAAAGUGUUCUGAUACUGUCACCGCCUUAAUUAUAUCAAUUGGGAAAAGUGAAUUUUUGCAAUAUUUAAACCCCUUCUCAGGUUUUUUUUUGUUAGCCUCUCAAGGUAUUCAAGGUAUUUCAGAACAUUAAAAGCAGAAUCUUUUGCUACAGUACGACUUGAAUUCAGAUGUCAAGUGAGCAAAAUGAUCUAUUAUAUCUUUUAAUUUAGCUCUGCUCAAUUUCCCCUGUGCAGAAAUCAGUGACGUGCAUGAAGCGGUGGAAAACAGGUGAAGUAUUUGUCUCCAUAUUUGGACUUUCAGAAUUCAGUUUUCUUGAUAAAGGCAUUCACUUUCUCAUAGAGAUUCACGUCCUUGCAUGGACAAAUUUGGAUCAUUCAGCUUGCUAAGUGUAUCUGCGAGGUAGGCAAGUUGAGGUAACCACAGUAUUCUCAAAGCUUCAACUAUUUCUACAAAAGCACAUGAUGCUUCAUAUGCUGUCUCCCUUGUUGUAGCAAAAUCAAAGAAGCCAUACACUAUUACAGAAGAUCUGAUUCUGCCUGCUGCUGUGGCACUUGCAGAAAAGAUACUUGAUAAAAAAAAAAAAAGCAGUUGAUACUCUCAAGAAAGUACCUUUAUCAAAUGACACUGUACGUCAUAGAAUUGAAGAAAUGGCUGAGGAAAGGAGGGAAUGGAUGAUCAGAAAGAAAUGUGUGAACUUGUGUGUAAUUCAGGCAAUCUGUCAAGUACUUUCUGUCAUGAAAGCUAGUGAACCUCUAUGUGAAGCAACAGUUACUGAUGUUCUGAUCCCCUCGCUACGCAAACAAUGCAAAACAGGUGAGCGUUGAGGGUCCUGGACUUGAUAAAGUGACAAUUUUGACACUCAUUUGAAACUUCAUGCAGUUAAGAACUCAUCUUGUUUGAAGCAAGUACCCCUCAGUGUAUGAUACAGUGCACCUGCUGCAAGGAAGGAUUUUCUUUCCUGAUCCUAGCUACGAGUCCGUUCACUCUCUUGGUCAUUGCAGCAGCCUCCUCAGUGCAGAUGACUUUGCAUGAAUUCCAACUCAAAUCGUGUUCGGAAGAAAGUCAGUUUAAACAUGGCCCUUCUGAUUUAGUUUGCCUUUAAACUUUUGUAAAACAGUAUGUACUAGAUAUCGGUGGUUUCACGGUAUUGAACAUAAGCAAUCAGCUGAGCUUCUCCACUAAUAUCGUGACUCAUCAAGCUGAAGGGCAAAUGUUUUUGCCAUUUUAAGUUUCUCUACAAGUUGAGAGAAUUUCCUCAGCCAUUUCUUCAGUUCUACGACAGUGUCAUUUGAUAAAGGUACUUUGAGAGUAUCAACUGCUUUUUUUAUCAGAUCUUUUGAAAUAGUGUACGGCUUCUUUGAUUUUGCUAUAAGAAAGGGAGACAGCAUAUGAAGCUUCAUGUGCUUUUGUAGAAAUAGUUGACGUUUUUUUCGUAUUAAGCUGGCAAGUCUGGAACUCAGAAACCUUUCUUUGAAAAAAUUCUACCAGUUUACCCACAUGCACAGGGUGUUUUGUCUUCAAAUGUUGUUGCAAAUAUGCUAGCUUCAUGCUGUUAUUUAAUAGACUUCUCCGCAAAGGAACUACAAAGUUUGAGGUGGAUCGUUAUUUGUAGAUGUGAAUCUAAAAGCAAUAUAUUCCAUGCAGAACUGAGGGAGUUUUUUCAGUCCUUUUCAAUUUCUUACAAAUUUCACUGUCGCCACUACCAUCGCUUCUAGCACCUUGUUUUAAAAAACUGUCAAUUUUUACAUCGGAACUGCAUACACACUAUGACAACUUCAACCUCAUUUACGUGCUUGCAUGCAUCAGUAUAUGACAUAAAACACAUUUAAUACAGUGUAUAUAUACACAUUGUUACUGUAUAAAAUAGUAUAUAGAGCAGUAUAAACAAGUCAUUGUAUGAAAUUUUAGUUGGUACUGACUUCGCUAGUGCUUUUUAUGUGGCCUGUUGUAAAACUGGCAGAUAUCUAGAUGAGUUGACAUAUCCCCUGGAAGACCUCUGCAUACCCCUGGUUGAAAACCACUAGGCUAGAAGAUGCACAAAUUAGACUGAACUGCAUAAUAUGCAAGUAAUGAAGAGAUGCUAUGAAUGCAUUAAGCUUGAACAAAUGAAAAUAUUUCUCAUAGCAUGUACUAUAUUGUUAUAAUUUUAAACCCCCAAAAUACUAACAUUUCCUAUUGUCCAGAAAUCAGUUUUGUGUUUGGUUCAUCUUCUGAGUAUUAAACACUUGCUCACUUUUUCCUGGACACUGAAAAGUAAAGUAGCUAAACUUUUUAUGCUGACUAACCAUAGGGAUAUGUGUGACUGAGUUAGAAAUGCUGCUAAAUUUGUAAGGUACAUGAAUAUAUUAAUUUACUCUUAUCUUCAUAAUCGUCAAAUAGCUGGGAGGUGAAUGUGUGCAUGCGUGGAUAGUAAAACAAAAAAUGUUCAUGUACACAUUCAUAUUACUGAUGUACCAAGACCUAAUCCAAAGGAAAUAUUCCUGCAUAUGAGAUGUAUUGAAAACUGGCACAUAUAUCUCUACCUGGAUGGUGGUGAUUAUUAAUGUAUAUUUUUUAAAAUAUACGUUUGCUCACUCUAAAAAUUAUUCAAUAUUUGUAACUUCUAUCUAUAUUAAACAGUUCAUGAGGUACCAUAAGAUGUGUGUGUAUGUAGAGUUAUAGAGGAAAUAUUGGGUUCAUCCUGGGAAUGCUAGCUUUUUGCUAGAAUGCAAUCAGAAUGUCAUGAACCACAAAUUAUUCCAUGGCAGGAUGGAAAAAAAUUGAUGCUUUCUUUUAAAAGAUUAAAAAGAAAAAAUUGGAUUUUUAAAUUUAAAAUGCAGGUUUAUUUUUAAAAUAUCUAUUUAAAUUAGAAAUAGACCUUAGCAUAGGUAGUCAAACUUAUUAUCUAUUAAAAUAAUUUAAAUUAAAUACAAAACUGAUAAGCGAUCAAUGUUUGCUGCCAACUUUUAAGAAAAUCAAACUACUGAGCUGGUAGUAAUCAUUGGUGAAGCACCUGGAACCAAAGUCUGUUUAAGGGCUAACACAGCAGUUUUGACAGCAGUAGCCUCUUCUGCAGGUGCAGAAACAAUAUUUUAUUUUAUUUUAUUUCAGUUUAUUCAACUAGUUCAUUUCAGUUACUAGUUCGUUCAUAAUUAAGAAACCAAUUGGAAAGGUUGUUUUUCCUCUUCCAACCUAGGAAUAAAGACUAGGUGUCAGGAUGAGAUCUACUAGUUCUAAAAUCUUGAACAAAGUUACCAGAAUCUAUCAGUUCAAUUUUAAUUUUAAAUGCAAAACAUAUUUUGAUCAACUUUUUUCUUAGUUGUGUAGCACAUUUAAGGUAGUUUUAUUUAAUUAAAUGCUGGUUUUGUGCAUCGUUAAUUGAAUUAGAAUAUCCAUCCAAAUACAUCUUGAAACAAAUCAUAAUUAAAGUAAUCAUCUAGUAAAUAAGAAAUACAUCGUUCACCAUUUUCUAACAAUAAAAGAUCUUAAAAUUAAGUAGCUGAACAAAUGUAUGUUAAGCUACAUAACUGCUUGAAUAAAUAUGUAUAGAUAUAAUGUAUCCUCCUGAUUAGCAAAACAAACACACACCAGUUUAGUGUAAAGGCUAUAUUUAGUUGCAAAUCAACAUGUUUUCAUGGUUACCAACGAAUAAGAAUCAACCUUUCUUUAGGGAAAAUAACUAAAAAGUACACAUGCAAAACACAAUUAAAAUUGAUUAUUUAAAUAAAGGGUUCCUGAUUGCUGAUUUAAAUCGUUUUGAUAUAAAUCAAUCCUCCCUGUGUCAUAGACUAAUUUAAGUAAACACCAAACUAAACUUUAAUGCAAAUACUUUGGGUGCAUAACUGAUUAGUUCAUAAUGGCUCUAUUCUUUAAAAGUUAUGUUAUUGAUUCAACUUAAGUUUCUAAGUAUUGUGACAAGCCCGAGUCUGUUUAAGGUUCAGUGUGGUAAACCAUAAUAGAACCUGUCAACUUAUAUAUAUUUUAUGAAGGGCUUUUAAAACAUUCAGUAAAUAUAAAAUAAAAGAAUGUGAAAUUAGAGCAGUAUCAUAAAUUGACACAGGCAAGGAAACUUAGUCUUAUAGGCAACACAGUAUUUUUUUCCCUUGUGCAGUGUUCUCAGAUCAGAAUUUCUGUAUGUGUAUUGAGGUGCAAGAAUUGUGUGGAACUGAAUGGCAAGUCAACCUUAACUUUGAAUUUCUGUGCUUAAAAAGACUGUCAAGGAUUGUGAAGGCUCAAAAUUUUACUUUACUUGCUCCUUACAUGCUAUCCUAGCUAUGUCUUUUAAAAUCAAGCUUCAGUGCUUUCAUUGUACAAAUUGCCUGAUGCUCAGCACUCGAGCUGUCCUAGGUUUCCAGAUGAUGCAAAUAUGAAAUAGAAAAAUGUUUUAUGAAAUAUGAAAAAUGCCUGGCUGGGUGUCCUUUUUAAAGUUUGUCUCCAUACCGUUCCUUAUUUUAGCUACAGCAAAAACGAUGUGGAUCUGGUGGGUCGGGCACUAGACUGGCAAUCAGGCUGGGUUCUUUUUCCAGCUCUGCCCUUGAUCUGAUGUAUAACCUUGCCUAUGUCAGCUCCACUCUCUCUGUACCUCUUCUUCCCCUCCACACUUUGUCUUUUUUAUUUAGGCUGUAAGCUUUUAGAAACGAGACUCUCACUGUGUCUACAUAGUGCCUACUGCAAUACAGUCCCCAGCUCAGGUGGUGCCUCUAGGCACUACUGUAAUACAGAUAUGAGGCUAGAUUCUAAACUUUAGUGUGGUCCAUAGGGGGGUUUGCCUCAAAAAUUCACCAGUUGAGAAACCCAGUGGGGAACAUACAUGCAUGUGUUCAAAGGCAGGUUCAUGCUUCUGCAAUUAGAACUCUGCCCCAUUCAUUAAAUCCUGGAGAGAUUAAGUAUAAUUUAUAUCGCCAAAUUCAGUGUAGAAAAAGUCAGGUCCUACUUGUUUUUAAAAGGGAUAUUUUGGUACAUUAGCUCAUAACAGGAGUGGUGGUUAACAUAUCCAUCACCAUUUUUCAGCAUAGAGAAUUCCCAAGUAAGUCAGUGGGUGUUGUCUGUAAAAGUAAAAAAAAAAAAAAAAAAUUGCAAUAUGUUCUUUUGUCGUUUGCAGUAUGUUGUAUUUCUAUUCAAGUUCUCAUUUAACUGUACAAAAUAUGAAAAGCAUCUUGACUAAAGGCAUUCUGUAGAGUAAGUAGUUCCAUUUCUGUUAAGUAAACCCACCUAUAAACAGCUAAUUACUUUUAUAGUUGGCAGUAUUUAUAUUCUAUGGGGCAAAUUCUACUCUGAAGUAAAUGUGAAAUCAUACAAGUACAUUAGAAGGAAAGACUUUUGGUACUCAUAAUUUUCAACUUUCAUGCUUGUGGGCAUGGAUUCCCCUUCCUUUGUUGCUAACAUAAGAUUGGGUCCUUAAGCGUGAAAGAGUUAAAUUGGCUAUGGGGACACUUUCGCCUGUACUCUUUUCUUUUUAAUAAGACUCUGCCAGCUGUUAUCCGGGUUCAAGGACAAGAUAGUUGGGCAUCUGCAAGGCUGACCUAAAUAUUGCUCCAUAAGAUAUCCUUCACUAGAACAUGAAGAAUAGUACAACUUCCUCCAGAACCCAAGUGGCUUUUCUGUACUAUCUGACCUCUCAAAUAAGGGAUCACAAGAUUCCUAUUAACACUGGGUUUUGUUGGAUGACAGUAUAUUGGCCAGUACAAUGCAGUUUUGAACAGGUGUCUAUUCUGUUUCAAAACACAGGCCAGGACAUCACACUGUGUUCAUGAUGUACAAAAUAUUACUUCCAUAGACUUUUUCUUGACUUUUAAAAAUGCAUGUUGAGUAUGCCCUUCUCCCACAACUCUUACACUUCCUAUGUAUAAUGUUUCUAUAUAUUGUGGUACAGUAAGGGUACCCACUAUUACUGAAGGAGUCUAAAAUCUGGAGUUUUUGUCGGGAUUGUGCUAAAAACAAGAUUUUGGUCAAGUUAAACUCUGAUUUACAUUUAUAUUGAAUAUGCCUCUGUCACCUUGAAUUAAGAUUUGACUUACCUUGUGUGUUUUCACAAGUGGCUUUUUCUUUUGGAUGUUAACGUGCAUGCUUUUUGUGUAACUUAUUAAAUUUGAAAACUGGACUUGGUAUUUGUGAGUUUUAAAAAUUGUUCUCUUCUGACAUAUACAGGUCUCAGCAGUGCAAAAAACAAAACUAAGAAAACCUUGUCAUUGCCACGUUAACCAACUGUUGAGUGAUAUUUUCUAAAGUAAGACUGUGAAAAUAACUUAGCAACUAAACUUUUGCCUAAGAAACAUGAUAUUAUGGAACAGGUCCAACAAAUGGGACCUGUUAGUAUUGUAUCUUUACAUGGAUAAAAUCAGCUGACAUGUUGGACUAUGUUUUUAAUCAUUUUAUAUUCUAAGAUCUCCCCUCAUUAUCAUGUUGUCUUUUACAGUUAUCUUUUUCAUGUCAUGCAUAAUCCAGCAUAAAAAUAUUAAUGUACAAAUAUGUGAAAUUCUGUUAAUUUGCAACAAAAUAUUUUUGUAUAUAAUAAAGAUUUAAUAUUGGGGAAAA